AUGCAGCCGGGCGGACUCAACCAAACACGCAGCUUUCAGCCCUCAGAAAGCAUCUCCGUCCAUCUCGUCCACCCGCCCCCAGCAUCUCCCCCGACCCAAACGCCAGCACAAUCCGUAGCUUCUCACUCUGACUCAUCGUCGCCCACCAAGCUAUGGCUGAGAACAUUAAGAGUCAAGUCGAGGUCCUCGGUCAGCAAAGAAGUGCUCCGUCUCCGAGCCGAGUAUGAGCAGCGUCGCGUUGCCACCAAUCUCUAUCCCCCUGGAAGCGGUCGGCGACAUCUCGAACUAGACCUCCACCUUGGGGACAAGUCUUACAUGACGUACUGGUUCGACAACGGCACCAAUGAUGGCCAAUGCGUACGCAUCUUCGACGGUCCCGGCACUCGCUCAGGCGAUAUCCUUCGGCUUUACCAAAACUUGCCCACCCGGUCAGAUCACUUUGAGAUCGACGGCGACGACAUACGUCCACUGAACAGCUGUCUGGAUAAGCCCGAGGACAUAGAGGACGACUCUGAGGACGUGAGCAAGCCUGUUUCCAAGCUGCCUCUCGUCUCUGUCGACCCAGCGAAGCACUUUCUUAAGAAGGGCAAGUACCGAAGCGAGAUAGAGAAUCUCAUCAGGUGUCAGGGCGGCUCUGUACCAGGCCAUCCACUCUCUUCGAACGUUAUUCAGCUUCUCGGCAGGUCUGGCGACGGGCAGCUCGUCUUCGAAAAGCUGUCGUUCUGCUGGCGUAUCCUCGGUCACUUUUCCUCCUUGGCCCUUUACAAGAGCUGGAUUCUACAACUUAUUGACGGCCUGGGAUGUCUUCACUCGGUUGGCAUCGUCCAUCGCGACUUGCGCGUCGCUAAACUUCUCUUUUCAGACCACGGGAGGCGCCUGGUUGUCUGCGAUCUCGAAGGCCGCUGGGGGAAUCGGUCAGCGCCCGAGAUCCGACAUAUAUGA
Molecule: messenger RNA, 942 nt
Organism: Anthostomella pinea
Lineage: Eukaryota; Fungi; Ascomycota; Sordariomycetes; Xylariales; Xylariaceae
Source: the annotation of a GenBank genome assembly